Molecule: messenger RNA, 1355 nt
Organism: Schistosoma turkestanicum
Lineage: Eukaryota; Metazoa; Platyhelminthes; Trematoda; Strigeidida; Schistosomatidae
Source: the annotation of a GenBank genome assembly
CCAGCCUUGAGAAACGCCGCCUGGUAUAAAUACGUGAUGGCGUUUAGGUCACUGACGGAAAGCUAUACGUUUAUGCGAAAUAAUGCAUUUCAAAACAGGAAUUUCUAUCAUGAUAGUAAAUCUGAUCAAGAAUCAUUAGUAUCCAAAUCUAGCAACAAAGCCCUUGACAACACAUCUUUUAAGAAUUUUCGCAAUGAAUGGCAAACCAAAGUGAACUCACUUCAAUAUACGUUUAGCAUGAUACGACAGAAAAUGAAAGAGGUCAUCGCUCUUCACGAUCGACAUCUCAUGGCUUCAAAUUUAGAUGACAACUUAAAUGAAAAUCAGGAAAUAGAAUCUCAAACUAAAGAGCUUACUCAGUUGUUUAAUUUAUCCCAUAGUCAACUUGGUCAAUUAUCCAAAUUAAGACGUUCUUCAGCAAUAUGGCAACAAUCACAAGAAUCUAAAUUAACAGAAAAUGUUCUAUGCAAUUUAGCACGAACUCUUCAAGAUCUUUCAGUGGUAUUUCGAAAGGCACAAUCAAAAUAUCUAAAUGAACUUCGAUCCAGAGAUGAACGAAUACGUAGUUAUUUAAAAGUAGAUUUAAAUAUAGAAGAUACAUCAACUAACAAUAUUGUAAAUGAAUUUGAAGAUGGUGAUUAUGCUGUUUGGGAAUCGCAGAAACAAAGACGAAGUUUAUUACUUACAGAAAAUACAAAUAUGGUUGUACAGCGUGAACAAGAAAUACAUCAGAUUGUUCAGUCUAUUUGUGAAUUAAACGACAUUUUUCGAGAUGUUGCUCAGAUGGUUGUGGAUCAAGGCACAUUAAUAGAUCGUAUUGAUUACAAUGUAGAACAUACUCAAAUUCGAAUUGAAGAAGGUUUGAAACAUUUGAAAAAAGCUCAAAGUCAUCAAUCGAAAGAUCGUAAAAUGAUUAUUAUUCUUGUAUUAGCUGGUUUAGUUGUUAUAUCCGGUGUUUUAUUGAUUCUCACGAAAUUUCGAUAAUUCUCUUUUAAAGAGAUAGAUAGAUGAUGCAUUCAUUCACUGGUCCAUCUUUACAAAAAUUAUUAUUAUUAAAAAGUUGUUUUUAUUUGAAUUAUUUGUCUUUCAUGCUUCGUUGUGAUCAAAUUUUUUUUUCCGAUGUAUUCAUAUACUACUUAUUAACAAACUUGAUAUUAGUAGCAUCCAUUUGGUUUAACGGAAAUAAAGUGCAGUUCUUUUUUUUGUGUGCUUAUGAUUUAGGUGUCUAGUAAAUUUUCUUGUUGUUGUUGUUGUUGUUGUAAAAUCAUUAUAUUUUGUAAAUAUGUGAGAUAAUCUGUUGUGUGUUAUUUUAAUCUCCCAGAUUGAAUUUAACCACUUCUCAUCAACUUUUCAUU